This is a messenger RNA of Calidris pugnax (ruff), 3928 nucleotides long. RefSeq names its product pyruvate dehydrogenase kinase, isozyme 1 (gene PDK1). NCBI's taxonomy places the organism in Eukaryota, Metazoa, Chordata, Aves, Charadriiformes, Scolopacidae. Gene Ontology annotation, molecular function: pyruvate dehydrogenase (acetyl-transferring) kinase activity. Gene Ontology annotation, cellular component: mitochondrion. The coding region runs from base 111 to 1337 and encodes 408 amino acids. The transcript is spliced from 11 exons. Gene Ontology annotation, biological process: protein phosphorylation; regulation of glucose metabolic process. The record is from RefSeq and is a predicted model, not a curated record.
GGCGCGGCGGAGGAGGCCGCGGCCUGGGCAGGGGCCGGGGGAGCUGGCGUGGCGGGAAAUGGCGGCCGGGCCGGGCUGAGGGGAGAGGGGACGCGACCACGGCCGCGGCCAUGAGGCUGCUGCGCGCCCUGCUGCGCUGCGCCGCCCCGGGCAGUAUCCCGCAGCAGGUGGACUUCUACUCCCGCUUCUCCCCCUCACCGCUCUCCAUGAAGCAGUUCCUGGACUUCGGAUCUGAAAAUGCUUGUGAAAAGACUUCAUUUAUGUUUCUGCGACAAGAGUUGCCUGUGAGAUUGGCAAACAUAAUGAAGGAAAUAAGCCUGCUUCCAGACAACCUCCUAAGAACACCUUCAGUUCAGCUGGUGCAGAGCUGGUAUGUCCAAAGUCUUCAGGAGAUCCUUGACUUCAAGGACAAAAGCUCAGAAGAUUCAGGGGCUGUUCAUAGUUUUACAGAUACUGUGAUAAAAAUUCGGAAUCGACACAAUGAUGUAAUUCCUACGAUGGCUCAAGGGGUAAUAGAGUACAAGGAAAGCUUUGGCAUUGAUCCAGUGACCUCACAGAAUGUGCAGUAUUUUUUAGACCGUUUCUACAUGAGUCGCAUUUCAAUUAGAAUGCUCCUUAAUCAACACUCAUUACUGUUUGGUGGGAAAAUUAAUCCAGCUCAUCCAAAACACAUUGGAAGCAUCGAUCCUACCUGCAAUGUUGUUGAAGUUAUUAAAGAUGGUUAUGAAAGCGCAAAAAGACUUUGUGAUUUAUAUUACAUGAGCUCUCCAGAACUCAUCCUUGAAGAGCUGAAUGCUAAAUCAACAGGACAGCCCAUGCAAGUGGUGUAUGUGCCAUCACAUCUCUAUCACAUGGUUUUCGAACUUUUCAAGAAUGCAAUGAGAGCCACCAUGGAACAUCAUGUUGAUCGAUGCAUUUAUCCUCCGAUUCAUGUACACGUCACGUUGGGAAAUGAGGAUUUAACUGUGAAGAUGAGUGAUCGUGGUGGAGGUGUUCCUAUGAGGAAAAUUGACAGACUUUUCAACUACAUGUAUUCAACAGCACCACGUCCACGUGUUGAGACGUCACGAGCUACACCUUUGGCUGGAUUUGGUUAUGGCUUACCCAUAUCUCGUCUGUAUGCGCAGUACUUCCAAGGAGAUCUCAAACUGUAUUCCUUAGAAGGCUAUGGUACAGAUGCAGUUAUUUACAUAAAGGCCUUAUCAACAGAAUCCAUUGAAAGACUCCCUGUAUAUAACAAAGCAGCCUGGAAACAUUAUAAAGCAAACCAUGAAGCAGAUGACUGGUGUGUGCCAAGCAGUGAGCCAAAGGACAUGACCACUUUUCGCAGUACAUAGCUUUUUCCUCAACAGUUCAUAAGAAGUAGGUAUGUCUGUAAAGGGAAUUUAAAAGACCUGACUUACACCAAGAUGCUAAACCGCAUUUGAUAUGUGAAAAUAAUUUUAAGUGGAGUAACUCUUUUCUGGAAUAAAAAAAAAAGAACAAAACACAAGAAAAACCCCAAACUGUACGUACUUCUAAAUUUUAAGCGAGAAGGUCACACUUAAUGUGUUCUACUUUCUAUUUAUGACUACUUUCAGUGGCUAAAUCAACAGAGCAGUAUUUUCAGGUUUUGUAGGGACCAAUGCAAUCUCUUUCAUAUCUGAUGAGAAAUGUAUUAAUUCAUGUAAUUACAAAAUUGUUUUAAUACAAACUAAUGAAAAAGUCCACCAGAAUACUUUUCCGUUACAGAAUAUUCCAGACUAAUGAAAAACUCAUGCAAGAAAUGACGAGUUUAUUGCUGUACCUUUGUACCUGUACGGCACUUUCUCUUCUUUUAUCUUAAGCAUGCUGAAGCCUAAUUUUGCAAAGUUAGAUAUGUUGCCUACACACCUUGCCUACAUCAAGGUUUUCUGCAUCUGUAGAAAUCACACUUAGGUCUGUAGGGAUAAAAAAAAAUAUAAUAAAAAAAAACCAUAUAGCUGCUACCACUGGUAUAAUGUAUCUCAGGUAUGUGGUAUCAGUCCUAUUUCUUUGGUUGUAAUGUGAAUAUUUAAUACAUGUGAAAAAUUACCUUGCCAUGAUCAUUGUGAAUUAGCAAAUAGUUUUGGCUUAUGUACAGUAAAGAUAUGCUGUCUUGCAUUUGCUUAUAUUUCUGUAGGAAAUACCUAAACGCAGGAUCAAUGUUCUAGCCCUAGUGAGAUCUCAGACUCUGGGGUUUGUCAGGUUACAGCUGUAAAUGAUACUAUUUUAAUAAACAGUUUUUUAACAUUUGCUCUUACUAGGGCACCUCUAUUUGUCAAUAAAAACUACCUUCUCAGGAGUAUUUAAGAAAAAGUGGAAUUAACAGUUUUUGAAAAUACCUUUGUAUUUGUGAUAUGCUUCUGGCCUUGUUUAUGUAGUAUCUGGAAGUCACACUAUAGCAUAAAUGAGGUAAGCAGAACGUGUUUAUCAGUCAAAGGCAAACUGUCAACGCAUACUGGGGAAGAUAAAGAGGGGAAUAAGUAUUACAUUUCAGGUACAAAAUCCUUCUUUUAAGAAAGGAUUCAACUUUUUUCAAUGCCUAUUGUGCCAGCUUUGUUCAAAUCACACACACACCCCCCCCCUAUGUUGCACCUGGAUCCCUGUCAUUCCUGAACAUUUUAGGAGUGAUGCAGUUAAAGAUACUGAGAACUAAUCCUUUUCUCAGUUAAUUCAUUGCUUGUAAUUCUGUGAUUUUGUACUGCAGCAGAUGUGCAUAAUCCCUCUCAGAAAGAAAAAGCCUAAAUGUUACUAGUUUGGUUUACUAGCUCUGCACAGAGCAGAAGGUGAUAUCACAGGUGAAGGCAAUAGCUGGUAUGUUAGAAAUUGAAGUCAUGCUCUUCUAGUUGUAGCUGAGCCAGAUGGAAGAUUGUCACCUCCUACCUCCCUAGCCUACUUCUGCAAAACGCUAACAUGGCUUUAUACCCUGGUCAGGCUAAUGUAGGUCACUUGAAGAGUAGUGAUUUACAGAGUUGUCUAUAUACACAGUUAGACUGAUGCUCUGAGGGAGGAUUACUCUACUCUAGCUUAAUUGCCACCAGAACAGUACAGGUACCUGCUCCGCUCAAGCUUGUGGGCACUUUGAGAGGUCCCUGUUUUUCUUCUUGACAAGGAUGUGAGGUGGUGACUGGCAGACGUUUCCAUCUGCUUGGCUACAGGAGAAGCUGUAGCUGUUCUUCAACCCUGGAAAAAGCGUGUAUGUGAGAAAUUCCACAUAUUGCAAAGUGGGGCCUAUACAAAAGUUAGAGAGGAUGCCUGCAGCUAUUGCUUUUGCUAAACUAAAGCUGAAAGUUACAGCAAAGGGAUUUUAAAAACUCCACUCUGAAGCUGAACAUUUUAGCUUUUAUGCUAAGUUUUAAAUAUUUAACUAACUUAAUUGAACUGAUUUUAGUAGCACCUGAGAACUACAAGAGAUGUUUCUAAUGAAGCAUUGUUUUCUAGAAAGUCUAUUGAAGUAUUUCAUGUGGUAUUAUUGAAAUAAAACCUCUUUCAUGGUCUCAGCUAGCUACUUAUUGAAUUCCAAUUAUUAAACAACUUCCUGUGUAGUUAUAUUUGUAUCUGUCUCCUCACCCUCCACCUCAAAUGAUUGCGGUGAAAACACAAGUGUAGUAAUAUUUUGCUUUACAAUGUUUAACCCUACUUACAAGUUUGAUCUUUGAUUACUUCUGAUUUAAAUAGAAGUUCUGAAGAUAAUUUUUGUGUUUAAUAUUUUCAUUACUGUACUGAAGUCAUUGCCAACACACUGGUUAAGUUGAAGUGAAUCACUGUAGAAAAUCAGUAUAAUAGCUCAGCUAUCAGAAUGCUGAGAUCAGUAGUUUUGUAUGCAAAUAAGCUCAGUCUUGCACUGUAAAAUUAAUCUUGGUUUGUGUUAAGUUAAUUUUUUGAAGAAUCACUACAUUUAUUCAUUAAAGCUAUUUUGAAAAUUAAA